AUGGCUGAUACUGAGGAAAAGAAGAUUGUUGAACAACAAGAGGAAGAAGUUGAAUCCCCUGAUGUUCAUUUUGAACCCAUUGUUAAAUUGGAAGAAGUUGAAGUAAAAACAAACGAAGAAGAUGAAGAAGUCCUUUUCAAGAUGCGUGCUAAGUUGUUCCGUUACAGCAAUAAAGAAUGGAAGGAACGUGGUACAGGUGAUGUGAAAUUCUUACAACACAAGGAAACCAAGAAAAUUCGUUUGUUGAUGCGUCGUGAUAAGACCCUCAAGGUUUGUGCCAACCACUACGUCGAUUCUAUCAUGAAGCUUUCUCCCAAUGUUGGUUCUGACCGUUCUUGGGUUUGGAAUGUUACUGCUGAUGUCUCUGACGGUACACCUCAAGCCGAAACUCUUGCUAUUCGUUUUGCUAAUUCUGAAAAUGCCAACCUCUUCAAGGAAAAGUUCGAAGAAGUUCAAAAGUUAAAUAAAGAAUUGAAGCAAAAGGAAGAUAAGAAGGAUGAAAAGAAAGAAGAUGCUUAA
Messenger RNA from Cokeromyces recurvatus, 519 nucleotides. RefSeq lists its product as uncharacterized. Gene Ontology annotation, cellular component: cytoplasm; nuclear pore. The transcript is spliced from 3 exons. Bases 1 to 519 code for a protein of 172 amino acids. Gene Ontology annotation, biological process: nucleocytoplasmic transport. NCBI's taxonomy places the organism in Eukaryota, Fungi, Mucoromycota, Mucoromycetes, Mucorales, Mucoraceae. The record is from RefSeq and is a predicted model, not a curated record. Gene Ontology annotation, molecular function: GTPase activator activity.